Molecule: messenger RNA, 3837 nt
Organism: Heterobilharzia americana
Lineage: Eukaryota; Metazoa; Platyhelminthes; Trematoda; Strigeidida; Schistosomatidae
Source: the annotation of a GenBank genome assembly
UAGGUCUGUUCUUAAGAAUUUCCUUUUGUAGCAGGUAGCACAGUGGAGGAUAAAAUCAUCUGUUUUCUCACUGGUAGAUACACAGUUACCUUUAAGACGUUGCAAGCAAUCCAGCUUCCUGCAAGUAACCGACAAUGUAAUCUUCGUCGUCAGCAACAUCGUACACGGACGCUAAUGAAUGAAUGACCUUCACUUCAUUGUCCUCGACGUGAUUGGUCAUCCUCAAAAUUACCCGUCACUAAAGUUUAACCUGACCCCGCUGAUUGAAUAUACUUCAAAACUACUGAAUGCAACUUAUUUUUAUAUCAAUGAGUUUGAAAAUAUAACCAGGGAUAAUAUUUUUAUACCGACUACAUUGAGUCACCGAUGAUCUUCGUGAUUGUGGUUGACUGGACUGGAUCAUGCAAAAAACUGUGAGGAGCGAGAAGAUGGGCAUAUGCUGGUUGAACGGAUAAAAAAACUCCAAAAGUGAUUUGGAUUUCGCAGAUGGUGAUUUAUGUCCAAUGUGUUGUCGCAUAAACUCGAAGAUAUACAGCCGAAAACUAACAAGUUGGCAGAACAGAUGUGAGGUAGCGAAGGAAGACGGGACUUCCUUCAGGUGAAUGUAGAGAAAGAAGACAGAGGUGACAGAUGAAGUUACCCAACCACCACCACCGCCAUCACCACCACCACCACCACUAAGAAUAACAACAGCGAGCACGAUGAACUGGAGAAAUCGAAAGGAAGAAGUUGUCUCUUUCACCUACCUGGGCAAGGUAGCAUCGUUUCAACUCCACAUGGUGGCACAGAUGAGGAUGUCAAAGUGAGCAUCGGAAAGACAGCGGGACAAGCCUUCUUGGAUUAGUCUGGAGUCAGUGUGGAAAUCUUCUGCACUGCACUGCACUGUACUGCACUCCACUUAGCAUAAAGAGUGAAUAAGAUCUGGAUUUUCAACACUAAUAUUAGUCAAGGAAGUCAGCACUUCUAUGUGACGGUUGAGAGACUUGGCGCGUUACGAAAAGCAAACACAACAAACCGCACAUAUAUAUCAUAUCAGCAACUGGCGCCUACACUCACUCGAUACUAAAGAUGAAGAUCAGAUGUCCAGGAUAAUAAUAAUAAGCAGCAAGGGUCUGUGGCUGGCGACGAGCCAACCAACAACCUGUCACCCAAAAAAUAUGCAGAAGAAGAAAGUGGAGAUGAGUCGGAUUGGAUUGGACAAAAACUGAGAAGAUGGUUCGAAGACACCACACGCCUGUCCAAGCUGUCGGGUGGAAGCCAAAUGGGAAACGACAAAUUUUGCGUGGGGAGGGGUGACAUUGAAGAGAUGGUGUGAGGAAUAAGUGAAAAGCUAUGGUCAGUUGUGAAGGUGAGUUAAAGGGACCGCAGAGAAUAGAGUAGAAUGGCGACGUGUCACUGAAACCCUAUGUUCCACUAGGAACGCUAAGGACAAAUAAUAAUACAUUACGUCAUCUCUUUCUACAUGACAUCCGAUUAAUUUUGAUUGAAAUGAAAGGAAACCAAGUAGCAAUUAACACAGAGUAAUGGUUUUUUUUUCAAGCUUUUUAUACUUCCUCAUAGUAGCAAGAGGAUGAAGGCUACUAUAAUAAUUUUCGAUAAUUUGAAGACGAAGUUUAUCUGAACAAGGUGAUGUAUUUGCGCAAUACACAUUUCGAACAAUCUGAUCACACAUUUACUUGUGAAGUCAAUAUAUAUUAAACCAUGGGAAUGUAAAUUAAGAAAGAUGAGAACAAAAAGAAAGGGUGACCUAGUCGAUCCUAAUCUUGGUAAGAAAACAACGUUUGCCAAGAGCAUCGAAACCUUUUGUUUGUGAUGUUUGUGGUCGUGGAUUUUCGCAUAUGCACACAAUGAAAAUACAUCGUGCUUCUAAUCAUGAAGGUCGACGUCCUUUCGGUUGUGGGCUAUGUGGUGCUCGUUUUCGUGAGGCUGUUGAAUUACAAAAGCAUCGACGUACAUUUCAUGCAGGUGAAAUAAGUUACAACUGUGGUAUUUGUGGAAUCGCCUUUCAAAGUGCUGCAGAUAUACGUCAGCAUAGAGCUACUGUUCAUGACGCUGAAAGAUCACAUGCCUGUGAUAUUUGUGGGAAGCGUUUUGGUCAAGCGAGUAAACUGCUUCAUCAUAAAUCUGCUGUUCAUGAAGGCAAGCGUCCACAUCUCUGUGAUGUUUGUGGUGCUCGUUUCACACAACGUGCUCAUCUCAAACAGCAUAGAACUACAGUCCAUGAAGGCAGAAAACCGUAUCAGUGCAACUUUUGUCAACGACGUUUCACUCAACCUGGUCACGUUCGUGUUCAUAAGUGUGUUGUAGACCAAGGCUUCAAGCGUCAUCCUUGUGAUAUAUGCGGUAAACAAUUUACGCAAUCGGGUACAUUAAAAAAGCAUAUAGCUGGUGUACAUGAAAAAAUACGUCCUCAUCGAUGUGAAUGUUGUCCUAGUGCAUUUGGUACACCUAGUGAACUACGCAGACAUAAAGAGAAUGUUCAUGAUCGUGUAGGUAAUCGAAAAUGUCGACAUUGUGGUGAGAAAUUUGCCACAGUUAACAAUUUAAAGCAACAUAUAACUACGCAACACUCUGAUCAUGAAGCAUUUAUAUGUGAAUUAUGCGGUGAUCAUUUCGCUAGACAGAUCGCUUUAACUCGUCAUAUGAUCACUUCUCAUACUGAGGAGAAAUCCAGACAGUGUAGUACAUGCGGUGAAACAUUCUCAUCCUUCACGGAAUGGAAAUCUCAUUCUGCUAUAUGCAAUGAUGAUACAACUGCACAUGUUUGUUCAUUUUGUGGUGAUCGUUUUACUUCACUCCCUAUAUUACGACAUCACAAACGAACAGUACAUCAAAAAUCUCAUACGUAUGAUUGUGAACAAUGUGGUCAAAAUUUCCUUCGUCUGAAUAGCUUCAAAUAUCAUUGUUGUAUAGAAAGUAAGUCGGAUGAGAAGAAAUCCGAGAAUGACAAAGCACUAACAACAACAACAACUUCGAUGCAGACAAUCGUAUCUCAGCCUACAAAUCCAAAUCUUGCGGCUAUUGCAGUACUUUCAGCUGUUGUUUCAGGUCUUGGUUUACCAGUGCCACGUUUACCACCUGAAUGUAAUGGAGAUAAACAAUUAAAUCAUAAUGUGCCUGUUGUACAACCACCGACAAUCCCAACUCCCUUACUUGGAUUUCCACAAACAAUCAAUCCAACAACUCUUCCCACCUUUAUCUUAAACAAUCCUACAAUCUCAACAACAGUAUCUACAAGCAUCAGUGGCAGUAACAUCACCCCUUCUACUCCUUCCAGUAUUAUUAAUUGUGACAGUGGAUCAUCUUUUAUGAAUCAAACUGUAUUAACAAAUGCAUUAGCUGUUCUCAAUGCUUUUGCUACUUCUCAACCAUCCAACAGUACUGAUUUAUCAACUGUAAACAAUUCCACUGCCAAUCAACUAACUACUACAAAUUCUACUAAUGUAAUCAAACCGAAAUCAGUGACUACUAGUAAUAAUGAGAUUAAUUCAUCUAUAUCAAGUUAGGGGAAACUAAGAUACUUCCAAUUACAAUACUUAAAAUAUACAGAUAGCUUGCAAUUUGAAAUCUAUUCUGAUGGUGAUGCAAUCAAUUACUACUGUUAUUCUAUAAGUAGUAUUUUUGUGUUUUUCUAAGAAAAAAUAGUUACAAUCUCACAGACUACUCAUAAUUCUUCAGUUGUUUGAUUGAUUGGUUAUAUGUAUAAUUGACAGAUUGAUCAUACUCUACUAUUGUACAAAUUUCUUACCUUAUCUCUUGUCUUAUUCAUGUGAAUAGUAAGUUAUCAAUUGAGAAAGAGAGGAGAGAAUAGAAAAAAAAUAUUUUAUUUUAACUAUU